Messenger RNA from Xenopus laevis (African clawed frog), 2429 nucleotides. RefSeq lists its product as uncharacterized. NCBI's taxonomy places the organism in Eukaryota, Metazoa, Chordata, Amphibia, Anura, Pipidae. The transcript is spliced from 20 exons. The coding region runs from base 196 to 2373 and encodes 725 amino acids. The record is from RefSeq and is a predicted model, not a curated record.
GUCGGGCAAAGCAUGAGCGGUGGGACGAGGGAAUGAGAUCAGAUUGCUCGGGAGAGACGUAUCAGGAGCUGAUGGGAUAUUAGGCCAUUAGUGUAUUUAGGCAGCACACGAGCCAUUAAAUGCGCAUAUACAGCUGCUACAGCCACCGACUUUCAUUUAGCGCUCAGUUCGGUACAACUUUUAGUUGACGUUACCAUGAAGACAGUCAGCGAAGUUGCUGAUGAGAAGAAUUCUGCCGGGGAAGCAUAUGGCGAGGAAAGUGUCAUUGUCAUUAGUGAUGAUGAAGGAGAUGUCACUCUGGGAUUGGGGAACUCUGUGUUAUUAAUAGAAGAUGCUGGAGAGGAGUCUUUUGUUCGAGAUAAGAAAACAGAGGAAGUGCUGGAUGAGGAACUUGCCAUUACAUUUAGCAAACGGGGAAAUGUGAUGCCCCACGCCAGAUAUGACUGCAUGACAUACCCUUUUUCACGCGCUGAGCAAGAGACCCAGGUGCCUUUGGAAGACAAUGAAAAAGCCUGUGCAGAGUGCUAUUGCUAUCUGUGUGAUAAGCUGGCCUCAGAGUGCCCCAAUUGGACGAGCCUUUCUUCCUGCCACUGCAAUGCACACAACAAGAGCAAAUACUGGAAGGAGCAGCGAGACUCCGCUUUGGCUGGGGUACUAACAAUAUUCAACCUGGAUCUCACAGAGAUUGACUCGGAGCUUCGGGAAGGAGGGAUUUUGUUGCAGAAUUUCAUCAAUGAAAUAAGCAUAAUAUAUAAGAAGUACUUAGAUGGGGAAAUGACUAAUCGAGAGAGCCUGUAUUCCUGCUCGUGCACCUGCCACCGUAGGAGAACAACCCAACUAUGCAAUAAGUGUACAACCAACCACACGGAAAUACUUGUAUAUAAUUAUGCUCCAGUGUAUGUCACGGUAACAGAGUAUUUAAAUAAAGCAGUGACGCAAAGCCCGAAAAUGUCUGCGGUGAUGCAUCUGGGUGCAGUCAAAGAGCUGGUCACUCAUAAAGCGGCCCCAAGCCCAGUUGGACUAAAGGUGCAACACGCAUGUUCAAAAGAAUCAUCGGUGCAGCUAAUGGAUAGGAUUGUAAGAACCCUCCAGAGGCUUCUCGUUGACGCAGAUUUCCCAAAGGAUCUUCAUGAUAAAUUUGUGAUGUUCUUCCAGUCUCUUGCACUUCCCCCUCACCUGUAUGCAUACGUUAAUAGCUUGAACGUCCUGCGCUGGGAUAACUUAUUCCUGACCUCAGUCUUGGCCGGCCAAAAUACAACGGGUCAGCGCACGAACAAAGGGAAGAAAGAAUUCCUCUGGGAGCCAUUAUCCGUGGUACAGGCCAGAGUGAAGAAACUGGAGGAUGACCAGAGUUACAGACAACUGGUGCGCUACCUGAAUGCUGUGAGAUGCCCUGACGCAGGAUCAUUGACGUGCUUACGGCAGAAAAUCUGCUUUUAUAUGUGCAAAUAUGGAGAUUUUGCAAGUGCCAUCUAUGCGCUCAUCAACCUGAAGUGCCUGCCACGUAGCAUGGCCCUGUCUCUCACUCCAGCACAGUUUGACUUGUACCUCACAAUGUUCCGGACCAGCAGCUCCCCACCUGGGAAUGAACCCGUGGCACAGGAAAUCUGGAUUCCAUUUGCAGGGCCACCUAUGAGAAAGGGGAUUUUAGUUCGCUGUGCGAUCAGGAUUCUUUUCAUGAACCGUGGGCUUGCUCAGCAGGUGAAAUCCUGGACUGCCCUAAUCCGAACCUGGUGCACUAGAGACAUGCUGACCCCAGAAGGGAAGCUCAGUCCCCUGCACUUAGAUGAGCCAGACCUACAGUUCCAAGGCAUGGUGACAAACAUGUCUUGUGCCAUCCUGGAUGAGCUGUGCAGACAAACACAUGCUUACCUCCCCGCUCCAUUUCCAGAGUUUCCUCUUAGCUGUGAGCUGAUCCUUGUGGUCCAGGCUGUCAUUCAGUUCAUGAUGAAUUCAGUGGCCCCUCUACAAACCACGUUACAACUGGUGUUAGCCUUUAGGACUAAUAUUUGGGCGCUGGUGCUGUUAUUGGACGGGAUCUCCCCCAUGCAAUCCCUGCUCUUCAGCUUUGUAGCCAACCUAAACAAAGAUCUGUGCGAAGACAAGCAGCUUCUUCUGGCAGCACUGAGAAGAUAUGGCUCCACCUAUGCAUCACACUUGGUCUCUGCAUUUUUACUGCACUCGUUUGAUGCCCUUCACUCUGUUGGCUUUCACAUCCUCGACAUCAUCAUACUGAAUUUAAAAAUGUUCACAUGGAGCCCUACCCUUGCCGGUUACUUGAAAGCCAGGGUUCUGGACUUGCAGGGUCUACACGUUCUCACUGAGAUCCAGGCGUUGCAAAACAAGAUUGUCAGACUAAGAAACCGCUGUUAAUGGUUUAGAGGUGCCCAAAAAGAGAGACUGCAUUAAACACACAUGCACUUUGUGCC